Messenger RNA from Meloidogyne enterolobii, 1602 nucleotides. The record is from the annotation of a GenBank genome assembly. Lineage: Eukaryota; Metazoa; Nematoda; Chromadorea; Rhabditida; Meloidogynidae.
UUUUUCCAGUGUUUCUUUGACAAUCCGUAAUGUCCCACAAGUGAAAAAAGGCUUAUUGAACUUUAAGUGAUUAAAAUUUAUUUUUAUUUGUGCCUUUUCUUUUAAAUUAUUUUUUUGAUUAAAUAUUGUUUUAAGUGAGGUGAAAAAAUUUGUUAUUGUUAUUUUUGCUUUUAUACUUUACCUAUUUAUUUUUUAAUUUUUUAAAAUUUUCAAAAAACUUUAGGGACUUUUUGAAUGAAUCCUUCAACAUCUACUAAAUUUACUUUACUUCACAAAAUAUUGUUCAACCGUUCAAUUUACUUAACUCGGUCAGCUUCAUUUUUGCCCAAUGAUGUUAUUGAAUCCUCUUCUUUGCACGAAGAAAUCCCUGGAAAUGAACCGAAACAUGUUCAUGAAAUGGUUGGAAGGAAACGUUUGACUCGAGUAGUUUAUGGAUCUGGCCUUUGCUCAACUGGCGCUUUAGCAAUAGAAAAGCUUUUGACGCCGCCUGUGCUUAAACAAUGCUUAUUUCAACCUAUGCGUAUUAUACGUAUGAACACAAGAAAAAUCCGUUUUAUUGCUGCUGGCUGUGGAUUUUCUUUAUUUGCUUCUAAUAAUGAACUUUACGGAUCAGGCCUAAAUAAUUUUUAUCAAAUUUCUGGACCGAAGAGAAGAGACGAAGAUGAAAGGCCAAAUUUAGAAAGUGGUUAUGCUGGAAGGAAUGAAGCAGAAAUGUGGUAUAUACACGGAAGGAGGAUAGUUUUACCCGAAGAUAUGGGAAAUAUUCGAUGUAUAAGUGCUGGACGGAUGCAUUCUGUAGUGCUCACAGAUUCCAACAAAAUUUUCUGUUUCGGAAGUAAUUCACACGGACAAUGUGGAGCCGAUCCACUCGAUCAUCAAGUUGUUACUCACGAUAAUCAGCAUGUACUUAAAGAAAUGGAUGUUUCAACAAUUUUGGAAGAAGAUGUUGAGAUUGUUAAGGUCCACGCUUCUUUAGACACUUCUUUCGCUUUGUGUUCCAAUGGGAAAUUGUUUGCUUGGGGUUUAGGAACAGAUGGCCAAUUGGGAAAUGGAAAUGAUCAAUUUCAAUGGAAACCUUCUUUGGUUCGAGGUGAUUUGGAAGGUGAAAGAAUUGUGGAAAUUGGUGGAAGUACAGAUACUUUAGUAGCUGUAAAUGAAGACGGGCAUCUGUUUAUUUGGGGGCAAAACGAAUAUGGGCAAAUGUGUUCAAUAACUGAUGAACCUCAGGGAAAAUUGUUGGAGCUGAAGCAACUGGAUAUUGUUUGUAAUUCUGACGGUCAAGUCUUCACUUGGGGUUCUCAUGUACUCGGUUUUGGACCCAAAGUUGAAAAGUUAACAAAGCCAAUGCAAAUUGACCCGCCUUUAUUUACUUCGGCAAUGAAUGAAAAAAAUUGGGUUGUUAAGGUUUUUGCUGGAGGAAGUUGUAUGGGAGCAUUAACUGAAGCUGGACAUUUGUUCACUUGGGGUUCAAACAAACACGGUGUUUUGGCACUUUCACAUCGAAAUCAUCAAUAUUUCCCUUUCCAGGUUUCUUUUGCUGAAAGUAUUAAAGAUGCAUCUUUUGGCCCACAUCAUUCGUUAUUUUUGACAAAUAAAGUUUAA